AUGCCUUCAAGCGAUAUUCUCGAUGAACUUGGGACGCAAAAAGACGAGUUCAUCAAUCAUGCUCGAUCAAGAGUCUAUAAUUACGUCCGACAGCAGCAUAGGCGCGAAUUAGUCCGUAUCAUUGAGAAGGAUGCCCAUGGUCCUGGACAGCAUCGGAUACACUGUCCUGGGGUAGAUUCAUAUCUGAUUGUCUUGAGCUGCUUCUGUGCCAAGAAGUCGUACAAUGGGCAUGAUCUAGACUCGGUUCUCACUGAUCCCGUUGUUGAAGUCGUAUGUAACUGCUAUUCCGAGCUGUUGCAGAGAAAUUCCGACGAGGUGAAUGCGUACCUGACUCAGAAGAUUCUAGCCAACGAGAUUGUGUUGCAGGAGACAUUGAAGAUUGUGAUGGGCGAACUGAGCGCCAAAGGUCUCAAGGUCUCACAAGCGAAACUGGCUACACUAAUCCACGAUACCAUGAGUCAGGCCGUCCUGCACGCAGCGCACUCAAAGCUCGGAAUGGCUGUAGGCCAAGGUGUUACGGUUGCUGCUGGCUCCACGGCCGGUCAUAUCCUCGCAAACUUGCUAGUCAAAGCGAUAGCUCACCAUGCCGCAACCAUCACUGCCCAUAUCAUGAGUAACACAAUGGCCGCUACGGCAGUCAAGGUGGCUGCAAAGAAAAUCUGCGUCGUUGUCAUCACUGCAGUUGUUGUGAAGACCCUAGCAACGAAACUCGGGAUCACGAGUGUAGGGGGCGCGAUGGGCGUCAUAGGAUGGACAUUCAUAGGUGGAUAUCUGAUGGUGAAACUCAUCGGACUCCCGGAAGAGAUGGCGGAAAAGGUCUCGGACGGCAUAAGCAAUACUCUCAACGAUACCUAUCGACCUUGCUUGGAGCAAAUUUUAAACAGUUUGACGGAAUCUGCUUCAGAUCCGAAGAAGAUAGCGGGUUUGAUUACCUCAGAGAUGAUGGAUCUAAACGAAUUUCAGAGGGAACUUGAGCAGGGUGUUGAUUUUUCUAACAAGGACCUCCCUAUACUUGAGAAGGGAGUGAAGAAAGGUGUCCAGACACUCUGGGAUUACCUCUUUGAAAGGCGUUAA
Molecule: messenger RNA, 1074 nt
Organism: Fusarium redolens
Lineage: Eukaryota; Fungi; Ascomycota; Sordariomycetes; Hypocreales; Nectriaceae
Exons: 1
Coding region: 1-1074 (357 amino acids)
Source: RefSeq, a predicted model, not a curated record